CAAGCGGAGCGGGAGGGCGGAUCGAGGCGCAGGCGGCCGCCCACUGGCUGUUCUCCCCCCUCCUCCCUCCCUCGACUCCACGCCCUCCCGCUCGGGGAGAUCGCAAAGCAAACACGUCGGGAGGGGAUUUCCACCCAGGGUCGCCGUUUCCUUAGCUUCUUUUGCUUUCGAUCUGGUCAGCGUCGUGGGGGGGGAUCGACUUUAAGUUUUGCUUUUUGUUCUGCGACCCGGCGUGUCUCCCCCCACCCAACAACAGCCCGAAGUUAAAACUUUUCAUAUUUUUCGCGGCAGUUGACGGAGCGUCGGCGCCUGCGGUCGGAUUGGGAAGCCAGAGGGGGUAACUGGAUCGCAGGCCUGCCGCCAUGCCGGUGGAGCGGAUGCGCAUGCGGCCCUGGCUGGAAGAGCAGAUCAACCAGGGCUUAAUACAGGGGCUGAAAUGGGUGAACAGGGAGAAAAAGGUCUUCCAGAUUCCCUGGAUGCAUGCAGCACGACACGGCUGGGAUGUGGAGAAGGACGCUCCCUUAUUCAGGAACUGGGCCAUCCACACAGGAAAGUACCAGCCAGGUGUAGACAAACCAGACCCUAAGACGUGGAAGGCCAACUUCCGCUGUGCCAUGAACUCUCUGCCGGACAUCGAGGAGGUGAAGGACAGGAGCAUGAAGAAGGGCACAAAUGCCUUUCGUGUCUACAGGAUGUUGAUGGAGUCUGAGAGGCCCAAGAGGAAAGGAAAGAAAAGGGCUGAGAAGGAAGAGAAAGUCAAGGUGGAACGGCGGCUGGGGUCACGGGCAAACGGCAACGGGCAGCCUGGCCAGGGAGCACUGGCAGUCAAGGCGGAGGAUGUGGCUGACAGCACUGUUGUGACUGAGCCAGUGAGGGCAGGGAACCGCAGCACACUGGAAGAGCAGCUAAUCAUCAGCGACCUGCCCGACGUGUGCCAGACCAUAGAGGUGAUGACGGAGAACGAGGAGCGAUCAGUGACGUCCAGCCAUUCGUACCCUCUGCAGAUUUCGCCUGUCUCGUCGUGUGGAGAGAGUGACACAGAGAGCAUUCAUAGUGAAGAGGAGCAAGCAAAAGAGGAGGGCUUCCACACUUGGCCCUCUGGCCACCACGAGUCCAAACCUCUCAACAGCCCCAGCACCCUCAGGAUCCCCAGCAACACCCUGCCCAGCAUGUCCACCUUCGUCACGUUGGGCAAGACCAACUUCCGCGUCAUCAGCGAUCGCGAACACGCACCACUCAUCGCCUACGACACGACGUCCUGGGACCCACGGCGCUGUACCAUCCAGCCACCGCAGCUGCCUGCUGGUGCCACCCCCAGUCCCACCCACGAGACCAGAGCCAGUGUCAUCAUGAAGACCCCUGACGCUUCUGCCUCCAGCGUGAAGACCUGCUGAUGCAGGCUGCGCUCCCAAUAGCGCGAGUAUAGUGUCAGGCGGCACGACAAACUGACAUGGCCAUCGCUCUCGCUUCUCCCUCUGAAGAUGUAAACGUCUCACCUCUGCCGUCGCCAGCUCCUUCACCACGUAUGCCUCUCACCGCCUCCCUUGCGGCCGGCCGUGUCCCUCCCAUGCCUGCCUAUGGGGAUGACAUGCUCACUUGAAGAGACACAGGACACCUUUCUCCACUUCACUUAUGAGGGUCUCUUCAAUUCCCGCCCCUGCCCCUUCAAAAGUCCAGCCUUCCACGGUCUAGCACAAGUAGGCCCACAUCACAGAGACAGACACCCAAGCCACCAUAGGGAACUGAGGAGCAGGUCAGGUCGUGGCCACACCACAGAAGGGAUAAGAGGCUUGGGGUGACAGACCAAGUGAGGGCAGUGGCAGGGAAAGGUGGGGCUGAGUCAAGUAGGCUAGGCCCAGUCUGGACCACAGUGUUGAUGAGAAAAGAGAGCUAGGCAGCGGGUGGGCCAUAGAGGCUGGAGCAGCAUUAGGCGUGGUAGGGGGCGAGGCACAGGGCUCAAGGUGAAGGUGGGCAGGAAUGGAGCGUGACACGGCAGGCAGGCCCAGCACAGGGUAGACCCGAUGGGGAUGGACAUCUUGGAGUUUCACGGUGUGAGCCGGAUUGGAUGAGCCACAGCACCCCACGAAGCGCAGGCCGGCCGCGCUCACCUCUCUCUCCGCAUCGUUGACCUCUGACCCCACAUGCACGCUUCAGACGAUUUGCCAAAAAAAAAAAGCAGACUUUUCCUUGAGCUUUUUAUAUUUCUUUUUAAAUAAAGGGAAUAUUUUAUCAAAGGUGGACUACAGGUAAAUAUUUUAUCUUUUUUACCAAAAGUAAUUUUAUUCAUUUGAUUCUCCAUUUUCAUGUCCUGCACUAACGCUCCUUGUCUCUAUGUGCACACUUUCCUGCUUCUGCCCGAAUGUGUGUGUGUUUGUGUACCUGUGCACAUGAACUACUAUUAAUCCUGUGGAUCUAUAAAAAAAAAUAUGCAAACCUCAAA
This is a messenger RNA of Brienomyrus brachyistius, 2440 nucleotides long. RefSeq names its product interferon regulatory factor 2-like. Gene Ontology annotation, cellular component: nucleus. NCBI's taxonomy places the organism in Eukaryota, Metazoa, Chordata, Actinopteri, Osteoglossiformes, Mormyridae. Gene Ontology annotation, molecular function: RNA polymerase II cis-regulatory region sequence-specific DNA binding; DNA-binding transcription factor activity, RNA polymerase II-specific. The transcript is spliced from 9 exons. Gene Ontology annotation, biological process: regulation of transcription by RNA polymerase II; immune system process. Bases 363 to 1394 code for a protein of 343 amino acids. The record is from RefSeq and is a predicted model, not a curated record.